CGCGAAAAGGAGAUGGCAGAGGGAUCAGGGUCUCGGCAUCGAUCGCUGUAUAAACUGGUGGGCUCCCCGCCUUGGAAAGAGGCUUUCAGGCAGGGAUGCCUGGAGAGAAUGAGAAACAGCCGGGACAGGCUCCUGAACAAAUAUCGCCAGGCUGGAGGCAAUAUGUCAGGAGGAGCUCAGAACACCUUUCUCGUGCAGGAGGUGAUGGAAGAAGAGUGGAAUGCUUUGCAGUUGGCGGAGAGCCGGCCAGAGGCCUUGGCUCAGUUGGAGGAGCCGCUGGACCUGGCCGUGCUGGAGGAAAUCCAACAGGAGCUGAUUGAUCAAGAACAGUCCAUCAUCAGUGAGUACGAGAAGAGCUUGCAGUUUGAUGAAAAGUGUCUCAGCGUCAUGCUGGCUGAGUGGGAAGCAAACUCCCUCAUCUGUCCUGUGUGUACAAAGUACAAUCUGAGAAUAGCAAGCGGUGUGGUCAUGUGUCGGUGUGGCCUGUACAUCCCAUCUCAUUCUCCAGAGGUAACAGAGCAAAAGUUUCGCGCCUGUUUAGAAGACAGCGUGAAUGAGCACAGUGCAUGUUGUCCCCACACGCCGGCAUUUUCGGUCACUGAAGGAACAGAGGAAAAGUCCAGUCUUCUCAUGAGCUGUCUGGCUUGUGAUACUUGGGCUGUGAUCCUCUAGAGCCAGCCCUGAUGCACACGAUCUACUGGGUUGGAAACAAGUUCUGUCUUGAGAAGGGGCCUUGUAAAUACAAAUCUUUCAUUUAUAACUUAUUUUGUAUUAAAAUGUUUCAAAGUUU
This is a messenger RNA of Lipotes vexillifer (Yangtze River dolphin), 790 nucleotides long. It is a transcript of the gene RPAIN, whose product is annotated as RPA interacting protein. Gene Ontology annotation, cellular component: PML body; nucleus. NCBI's taxonomy places the organism in Eukaryota, Metazoa, Chordata, Mammalia, Artiodactyla, Lipotidae. The record is from RefSeq and is a predicted model, not a curated record. Gene Ontology annotation, biological process: protein import into nucleus. The transcript is spliced from 7 exons. The coding region runs from base 13 to 672 and encodes 219 amino acids.